AUGAGGUGCUCUCUCUCUGGAUUACUCUUCCUCCUGUUGAUCUCACUGCCGUCAGGGAAUGGAAUGUUUGGAAAUGAUGGAGUAGAAAUUCGUACUUGCACUGCACUUAAAGGCAGGUGCUUCUUCGGUUGCAGAGUGGGAUGGAGAUGGGUAGCAUUCUGUCACAACAUAUUGUCUUGUUGCACAAAAAUGAAGAAAAAUAUCCUCCCUCAGGUCAAUGAGCCAUGA
Molecule: messenger RNA, 228 nt
Organism: Leptonychotes weddellii (Weddell seal)
Lineage: Eukaryota; Metazoa; Chordata; Mammalia; Carnivora; Phocidae
Gene: DEFB136
Product: defensin beta 136
Biological process (GO): antibacterial innate immune response; antifungal innate immune response
Molecular function (GO): lipopolysaccharide binding
Source: RefSeq, a predicted model, not a curated record